AUAUUUUUAUAUAGUAAGAACCAAUAGAAAAAAUUGCCCCUUGAUUCAAUCAAUUAUUUUUAUUUUAUGCGAUUACAUUUAAAAAUGAAAAUUUACAGAUGUCAGAGAUGAUGCUGGAAGGAAGAGUGGAUAUAUUAUGGGCAGUGAUUAAAUUAGAAUUUUGAAGAGUUCUGCGCUCAAUUCUGAAAUUUAUAGUUUCUGCAAUCUUCUCUGUUUCUCCUGCGUCCGGCGCCGGAGAUGGGUAUUGAAUCGGGUUCUAGUCACUUCACAAAUUUGAAUGGCUCAGGUACUGAUCCCAAGAUUGGAGAAUGCGUUAAUGCCAUGAUUGUGAAAGCAUACCCAGUGGGUAUUUUGCGUGUGAGUGAUCACAUCAAUGGGGAGGAAGGAGAGUCUAGACUUGAACCAUAUGUGGGGUUAGAGUUUGAUUCUGCAGACGAGGCACGUGAGUUUUAUACUGCAUAUGCUAUGCGUGUGGGGUUCAGAAUUCGUAUUGGUCAGCUGUAUCGAUCCCGAAGUGAUGGGUCUGUUUCAUCAAGGAAAUAUGUGUGCUCAAAGGAAGGAUUUCAGCUGAAUUCAAGGACAGGUUGUCCUGCGUUUAUAAGAGUACAAAGGCGGGAUUCUGGGAAGUGGGUCCUUGACCAAAUCCAGAAGGAUCAUAACCAUGAAUUAGGAGCUUCUGAGGAUAGUCCCACACCCAUUCUGCAGCAAAGAACCCCUGUGGUUACAAAGUCAUCAGUUGAAGUGUGUAGACCAAAAGUUAAAUUGCUUCAUGGAGUAGAUGAGGGGCGGCAAUGCCCGUCUGGCAUCAUUAGUUUCAAACGGUUCAAAGGGAGUGGAGAUGGAGGGCAACCUGUAGCUGCACCGUAUGCAGGUCUAGAGUUUGAUUCAUCUAAUGAAGCUUAUCAGUUUUAUCAAACAUAUGCAGAAAAUACAGGUUUUAGAGUUCGGAUUGGUCAGUUGUUCCGCUCAAAGAAUGACGGAUCAAUUACAUCAAGGCGAUUUGUAUGCUCAAAGGAAGGGUUUCAGCACCCUUCAAGAGUAGGUUGUGGGGCAUUUAUGAGGAUUAAAAGACAAGACUCUGGAACUUGGAUAGUUGAUCGUCUUCAGAAAGAUCAUAAUCAUGAUCUUCAGGUGUCCAUGGCAACUCAGAAAAAAUUCUCAAUAGCUUCUAAGAAAUUCAUUGAAGAGGAUUCUGGUGGCUUGGACUUGAUGGAUCUAGUUGAAAUAAACGAUGGAAAGCUUAUCAAAAGCAGGCAAGAAAACAAAAUUGGAAGUAAUUGGUAUCCCAUGCUUUCUGAUUAUUUUCAAACAAAGCAAGCAGAGGAUACUGGGUUCUUUUAUUCUGUAGAAGUUGAGAAUGGUAAUUGCAUGAGUAUUUUCUGGGCUGAUGGCAGAUCUAGAUAUUCAUGCAGUCAAUUUGGUGAUGCUAUUGUUUUUGAUACUUCAUACAGGAAAGGUAACUGUGUGGUACCAUUUGCAACAUUUGUAGGAGUUAACCACCACAAGCAACCAGUGCUACUGGGAUGUGCUCUAAUUGCCAAUGAAUCAAAGGAGUCUUUUAUGUGGUUAUUUCGGGCAUGGCUAAGGGCAAUGUCAGAGUGCCAUCCAAAGUCAAUUAUUGCUGAUCAAGAUGUGGCCAUCCAACAAGCAAUUGCUGAUGUCUUACCUGGGACUCAUCAUCGCUUUUCAAUGUGGCAGUUUAGGGCUAAGGAAAGAGAGAAUUUGAGGUCAAUGUCUAAUGAAUUCAGAUAUGAGUAUGAAAGGUGCAUCUAUCGUAGUCAGUCAGCUGUUGAAUUUGAUACUGCAUGGACUGCCCUUAUCACUAAAUAUGGUCUGCAGGAGCAUGCUUGGCUAAAGGACAUUUAUGAAAAGCGUAAAAGCUGGGUUCCAUUGUAUCUACGAGGAAAAUUUUUUGCUGGCAUCACUGUUAACGAAACUGUUGAAUCAUUCUUCGGUACUCUAGUAAAUGGUCAAACACCACUUAGGGAGUUUGUUUCACAAUAUGAGCAAGGACUUGAGAAACGCCGCGAGGAGGAAAGAAAAGAAGAUUUUAACUCAUUUAAUUCGCAAUCUUUACUGCAAACAAGGGAACCUGUAGAAGAACAGUGUAGGAGGCUCUAUACACUUACCAUCUUCAAAAUCAUCCAAAAUGAGCUUGUGCAAUCUUAUUACUACCUUGGAAUUAAGACCCAUGAAGAAGGGACCAUUAGCAGAUACUUGGUUAGAAAGUGUGGGAAUAAUGAUGAAAGUCAUGCUGUUACCUUUAGUGCUGCCAAUGCCAAUAUUAGUUGCAGCUGUCAAAUGUUUGAAUUUGAAGGGGUGCUGUGCAGGCAUGUCUUGAAAGUGUUUAACCUGUUGAAUGUAAGGGAAAUUCCCCCUCACUAUAUCUUGCAUCGGUGGACAAGAAAUGCCGAGUGUGGUAUUUUCGCCGGCAUUGAAUCUGGCUUCAGCUCCCGGGAACUUAAAGCCUUGAUGGUUUGGAGUUUAAGAGAAACAGCUUGUAGCUUUAUAGAUUGUGGGGCAACAUCUCUAGAGAAAUAUAAACUUGCAUAUGAAAUUAUGCGUGAGGGUGGAAAAAGACUUUGUUGCCAACGAACUGUGAAUACUGGAUCAUCUGGAUUGCCAUUUCUUCACUGAUCUGAUACCUGGUAUGAUGAUCAGUCAUUUUUCUUCUGGGUUUCUCGCUACAUAAUUAUAUUUUUCUUAAACCCCAAAUUUAUACUGUGCACUGGUUAUGGCUGUGAAGAAGGGCACAAAUUCUGUGUUUAGGAUAUAUGAUCACCACAAGUGCCCUUUUGAAAUCUUGAAAUAUUCUAGUCAAAUUGUAUAUGAUAGGCAUCAGUUGGUGUUUUUGGUAAACCAGAUAUUCUUUUCUCUUUUUCUUUUCCCAAGAUGUAUAUAGCAGUGAAGAGAGAAAUGACAUUUGCUCUAUGUUUUAGAUUUAUACAAAUGAAAGCAAAGAGUUAGU
Messenger RNA from Rubroshorea leprosula, 2968 nucleotides. NCBI's taxonomy places the organism in Eukaryota, Viridiplantae, Streptophyta, Magnoliopsida, Malvales, Dipterocarpaceae. The record is from the annotation of a GenBank genome assembly.